GGCAGUACAAGGGCGGGUCGGGGUGUUUGUGGCUGCUGGGUUCCUGAAUACUGUCGUUCGUGAUACCGCAGUGCGGCCAUGGCAGAACUGCAGUCGGCGUCCGGCGGCCUUACUGACGAGGCCGCCCUCAGUUGCUGCUCCGAAGCGGACCCCAGCACCAAGGAUUUUCUAUUGCAGCAGACUAUGAUACGAAUUAAGGAUCCUAAGAAGUCAUUGGAUUUUUAUACUAGAGUUCUUGGAAUGACGCUACUCCAAAAAUUCGAUUUUCUUUCUAUGAGAUUUUCACUCUAUUUCUUGGCUUAUGAGGAUAAAAACGACAUCCCUGAAGAUAAGGAUGAAAAAAUAGCAUGGGUAUUCUCCAGAAAAGCUACACUUGAGCUGACACACAAUUGGGGCACUGAAGAUGAUGAGACCCAGAGUUACCACAAUGGCAAUUCAGACCCUCGAGGAUUUGGUCACAUUGGAAUUGCUGUUCCUGAUGUACAUGGUGCUUGUAAAAGAUUUGAAGAACUAGGAGUCAAAUUUGUGAAGAAACCUGAUGAUGGUAAAAUGAAAGGCCUGGCAUUUAUUCAAGAUCCUGAUGGCUACUGGAUUGAAAUUUUGAAUCCUAACAAUAUGGCAAAUGUUAUUUAGUUAUAUGAGAAUGCUCCUUUGAAAUUUCAGUGAAGACAGAGAUAAAAAAAAGGAAACAAUGUGAUUCAAGAUAUUCAGAUACCAGAAGCAUCUAGGAUUGAUGGAUCAUUGUCCUAAUUCAAAUUAUUCUUAAAUCCAUUUCCUUUUCCUAUUUCAGCUGUUUUUUUUUUUCUUUUUUUGUUUUUCAGCUAACUCUUCAGUCAUUCUAUUUUUUAAACAGUGCUUUAUCUUAUGUCCUUGAAUGUAGUUGUAUAACUUUACUUUUUAGGUAAUAAUUAGAACAGCUCCCUUCAGAGGCUGCAUUUGCCUUCUGCUGUCUCCUAAAUAUUACUUCUUUUCAAGUCUGCCUUUGAAUCAUAAUUUUCAAAGAAAACAUUUAACUUUUUUGUUGUGGUUAUCUUCUGGGGUUUCAAUUCCUCAGAAAUAACUUUUCACAAUGGAAAGUAAAGAACACUGAACAAAAAUGAAACAUCAAGUUUACUUCAAACAGUAUAAAGUGUUUGUUUUACAAAAGAGAAGUUACUCUUGAGAGCAAUUCAGAAUCAUGCUGACAAGGAUACUGGGAGACAAACUAAUUUUUUUUUAUUUAUAAAGUAUUUUAAAAGUUCAAGGACUAACCCUAUUUAUUUGGGAAUGGGGAGGAGAAAGGGAAUAAUAUUUAGUGGGUACCCAGACAGUGGACUAGGCUGUAACAUACUUUAUCUCAUUUAAACUCCCAAGUAUCAUGUGAAAAAGAAGGACAUGUAAAAUAACUUUAAUGAAUUGAAGGCAAUAUAAAUAGGCUCAAACACUAAAGAUCUCUUCAUCAUUUUUAGUAUUUAGAUUGUGCCUCAAAACUAGUAUCUUGCAGUAUGUCCUCCACUAGUCUUCUGUGCUAAAAACUAUAGGUGAGUUUGAGCAUUGUGCUCUCAGCUCUCAGGCCUGAGAAAACACAGUGAGGGCAGUAGCAGUAGAAGAAAUCUAUAGCUCAAAACCACUCUACGGACGCCUGGUUAUUCCUGCCUAAGUAAUGCUUAUAUUACUCGUGAAGAGUCCUUCCUACACCAGGGUCUUCAUGAUGCUAGUAAUCAUUUAUGAUAAACUAUGUUCAGUGAUAACUUAGUGAUUAGAAAUCAAUUCAGUGGUCUUCCCUGCCGUGAUUGACAUUUGAUGGGUUUUGAAAAGUCAAAGUGAUUUUGAAAAUCUCCUAUGGCCUGGAAAAUAAAACACCCAAUCUGUGGUUGAACUUCAUUUAGAUUUUCUGUAGACUCUAGUAGGAAGGCCUUUGGAUAGGUCAUGCCAACUGAGCUUGCCCUGCUAGAGCCACUUUACAUUUCCUUUUUGGAUGAAAUGGAUUUAUGUGAGCAGUUUAAACAAAUAGCAGUACUUACAGAUGGAAAUAAAAUUUUAAAUAAGACUGUUUAAUUUUAAAA
Molecule: messenger RNA, 2045 nt
Organism: Cynocephalus volans (Philippine flying lemur)
Lineage: Eukaryota; Metazoa; Chordata; Mammalia; Dermoptera; Cynocephalidae
Gene: GLO1
Product: glyoxalase I
Exons: 6
Coding region: 79-633 (184 amino acids)
Molecular function (GO): lactoylglutathione lyase activity; metal ion binding
Source: RefSeq, a predicted model, not a curated record